AAAAUGUAUUCCUAAGUGUAUUGUUAAGUUUGAUCAAUACCACGUGUUAUGCCUCCACCCUAUCUCUAUACACUUGGCUUGUAUCUACCUUUAAUCACAAAAUCGGCUAUCAUUUGCCCUAACCAAACUUUGUUUUAUAAAAGCGGAAAGUAUUCUUAUCUUCUGAUGCAGAUACUGUAUCCCUGAACCAACAGGGGUAUUCAAUACAAUACCAACAUCAUUCUUCUUUGGACGUUUCAACUUAAUAGCAUAAGAACAUGUCACCCCUCACUGAGUGGGAUCAAGACAUUACACAAUGGUGUUUGGCUAUAGCGCUGUGAUGACCACACAUCCUGUGGGUAGCUGUGGGCUCAGGUUGUUUACAGGAACACAUGACCAAUUUCUACCAAGUGAGGGGUUUAUUUCCAACAGUUUAGUCUUUCUUUCCACUUAGUUUUGGUGCCUACAGAGAUGAUAUGUAAGGAAUCAUUACACCCMUGGUCAGUAUCUGAUGAACUUGAGGUCUUUUCAUGACAACAUUGGGCAUGAUAGCCAUCUUCAGCCUACAAGGAGCUGUCUUGGCCAUUGUGUCUGCGGCAUCUCUCAGUGUCUUCUCUGCUUUCUGUCUGUGGUGCAGGAGCAAAACCAAAAUAAUACAUGAAGAGAAUCAAAUUUAUGACCCUCAAAUAUUCCAACGCGAAGGAAGCAGAUUUGCAGUAAUGCGAUCUAAAACAGUCACACGACCCAACCAGAUUAUAAGAGAGCUGCCUCCAACACCAGUGGAACAAACACCACAAGUUGUGAAUGAGGAGCAAGCGAAGUAUCAAAAUGUUGCAACAGCUCAGAUGGGAAGCGUUGAACCAACAUAUGUAGAUCCAAUCCCAGCGUUAGUGUACCAGAAUGUUAAUGAGAGUACUAAUGCAGACACCAGAGAUUCAGAAACGGAUGGUGAUCAAUAUGAGAAUGUUUUCCCAUCUAUUGAUACAAUCAGCCGUGGCUCUGAUGGAUCAGAUUACGAGAACUCUGAAUUCCUGGAGCAAGUGAAGAUGGGGUUAGAACCGUUAGAGGAUGAUGAACCAGAUUACGUGAACGACACUGACUGAUAUGGGAUCUACAUGCUCUACGAGUGGAUAUCUAUGGGAAUGGACUUUUCUCUUUUGUUGAGCUGCCUGAAUAAAUAUUAAGUUAUAAUGAUAUGUAUGUCAAUGUGCUAUACCAGAGCAAUGCCAUUUUAGGGUUAAUGCCCAAAGUUGUAUUACUUCAUCAGGAAUUCCCUUGAGUCAAAACAUGUGAGGAACCAUGUACAGCAGGGAUGGGCAACUGGCAGCCCAUGGAUCAAUUUCCAAAACUCAGUCAGYGUUUCAAUUGACUGUUGAGAGAGAAUAGUAUAAUACACAAGGUUCACUUUUGAAAUGUGCAGUUGUGCAUCAGCAGUUAUGUCAGCCACUCAAUUAGCCUAUGCCAGCAAAAUUAUUUUAGAUUGGUAAAUUAGACUAGCGGCCAGCUAUCUAAACUUGUAGUAAUCAUGUUAAAAUUACUGUCCGGGGCCACCAUUGAUCAUCAGAGAUCAUAUUAACUGCAAUUUGUCUCUACCCUAUGGCAAAAUGUGAAUUACCGAAAAUCCACUUAACUGCUGCUACUUCCCCCCCUGUUCGGACUGCAUGUAUGGAUGUGGGUAUGCAGACCCGCGAGCCACUGUGGCCCCUCAUGAGGAGUUCUAAUUUGUGGCCCCACCCCCAUCAAUGUUGCCCAUCCCUGAUGUACAGUAUUUUUGAUUGUUUGAGUGUUACUGUGUAACUGUCACCAUCUAGUGGUACAAAAUUAAUACGAGACAGCUCCAAAUGUAAAAAAAAGUGAUUGUCAAUGUGUAUUAUUAAAUAAAUCCUUACUACAAAA
Messenger RNA from Salvelinus sp. IW2-2015, 1875 nucleotides. RefSeq names its product LAT2 domain-containing protein. The record is from RefSeq and is a predicted model, not a curated record. NCBI's taxonomy places the organism in Eukaryota, Metazoa, Chordata, Actinopteri, Salmoniformes, Salmonidae.